Messenger RNA from Lycium barbarum (goji berry), 865 nucleotides. RefSeq lists its product as uncharacterized. The coding region runs from base 276 to 701 and encodes 141 amino acids. NCBI's taxonomy places the organism in Eukaryota, Viridiplantae, Streptophyta, Magnoliopsida, Solanales, Solanaceae. The record is from RefSeq and is a predicted model, not a curated record. The transcript has a single exon.
UCCACUCCACCCUCCUACAGCAUUUCUCUUACACAACAAAAUGCAUAAAACGCACCUCAAUUACUCUUUUCAUAACUCAUCACAAACUCCUUCUUGCACUUUACCUUCGCCACCCUUUUCGUCCUUCUCCACGCCUCUAAAACCCCAUGACUUUAAACUAACUUCUCUUAAAAAAUAAGCUUUCUUUCCAUCCCUAUAUACUUACUCCACUUAUAUAUAAACACAACAGAACACUUCUAAUUAUAAUAAAAUUCCAACGUCGGAAAAUCAAGAAAAUGGCCUCUACAUGCAUAUCAAAUUGUGUCAACGAUGCCCGUGGUCCGGUCCGUGCCAACUACGUUAACUUGUACAAGUGGCCUGAAUCCGAUGCCGAGUUUAUAAGAUCAGUCAGCUCAAAAAACAAUGGACAUGGUCGUGGUCGUGGUCAUGGUCAAGGUUCUGGUCCGAAAGUGGUGGAUAGCAUUUCGUGUAGACAAUUAUAUUUGAGGAGCUAUACUUUUUCAAGGGAAGAAGAGAAUGUCAGUGAUGAGAAGAAAGUUCAUGUGAAAUGUUAUGGUAAAACAAAGAGAAAAUUAGCCCGUCGGACUAGGAGAAGAAAGUGUAAAGUGUUUAGAAAGGCUAAGGAAUUAUCUUGUGCUGCUUUGGCUUCGAUUUUUCAGAGGUUGCUAUCUUGCACUACUAAAGUUGAUGUGGUUGGUUAAUUUACUCUUAAGUUAUGUUUACUAUAAGAUCAUAUAGAAUUUUAAUUUCAGAGCUAUACUUUUGUCUACUUUGUCUUGAGUUUUGUUUAUAUCGCAUCUUGUGUUCGAAUAUUUGAAACUAAUGUAUGUACGGAAGCUUUAUAAGAAGGACAUUUUUCGAACCA